Messenger RNA from Schistocerca americana (American grasshopper), 756 nucleotides. Its product is annotated as trypsin alpha-like. Gene Ontology annotation, biological process: proteolysis. Bases 1 to 756 code for a protein of 251 amino acids. NCBI's taxonomy places the organism in Eukaryota, Metazoa, Arthropoda, Insecta, Orthoptera, Acrididae. The record is from RefSeq and is a predicted model, not a curated record. Gene Ontology annotation, molecular function: serine-type endopeptidase activity. The transcript has 2 exons.
AUGUUGCGAGUCCUCCUCUUGGUCCUGUCUCUGAUGUACUGCGGAACUGCCGCGCCCAGAGCGCUCGGGGUACGGACCAGAGGUGGUGGCCGAAUAAUCGGGGGAACCCCCGCCGACAUCGCCGACUACCCGUGGAUGGCCUCCUUCCAGAGAGUGGGUUGGCACUACUGCGGGGCUUCCAUCAUCAGCAGUAACUGGGUGCUGACAGCUGGCCACUGCCUGCAGGGGCUGAACAUCGCCAUAGUUUCUGUCAGAGCAGGCACGUCGAUCCGCGAGAGCGGUGGUGUCGUCCUCAUGGCUUCGAGCGGUGCUGUGCACGAAUCCUUCUCCACGUUAACAGCCGACUAUGAUAUUGGGGUUAUACAGGUGGAUGGAUCUUUCCCCAUCGGCAGUAACGUGGACAUCGUUGACCUCCCGGCUCAAGGCUACGACCCACCGGGAGGCCUCGCUGUUACCGUUACCGGCUGGGGCAGCACAGCAAACGUAGGUCCCUCGGCCUCCUCCCUGUUGAAGGUCGACAUCAGCGUCAUCGACCGCGCCAGCUGCGUGGCCAGGUUUGAAGCUACAGAUCGUAUGAUCUGCGCCGGCGAGGCCGGCAAGAGCACCUGCAGCGGAGACUCGGGUGGUCCGCUGGUUAGCGGCACCACGCAAGUCGGCAUCGUCUCCUGGGGCAGGGACAACUGCGAGACCGACGGUGGCGUAUACGCUAACGUCGGAAACCUCCGCUCCUGGAUCACAACCGCUGCUGGCGUCUAA